Molecule: messenger RNA, 1323 nt
Organism: Linnemannia hyalina
Lineage: Eukaryota; Fungi; Mortierellomycota; Mortierellomycetes; Mortierellales; Mortierellaceae
Source: the annotation of a GenBank genome assembly
AUGGGUUUCCGCUGGACCUCACCCCUGGCUCAGGUGCUCGCCGUCGGCGUCAUCUGCUUCUGCUGCCCCGGCAUGUUCAAUGCUCUCAACUCCCUCGGUGGAGGCGGCCAGGUCGACUCCAAGGUCGGUCAGAACGCAAACGUCGCCCUCUACACCUGCUUCGCAAUCUUUGGCCUCCUCUCCGGUGCUAUCCAUAACAAGCUCGGACCCAAGUGGACCAUUUUCAUCGGCUGUCUCGCCUACGCCCUCUACGUCGGAUCCCUCCUCUGCUACAACCACACCCAGGCCGGUGCCUUCACCAUUGUCUCUGGUGGUAUCCUCGGUAUUGGUGCCGGUAUGCUCUGGACCGCCCAGGGCGCCAUGAUGAUGGCCUACCCCCGCGAACAGGACAAGGGCAAGUUCAUCGGAUACUUCUGGGCCAUCUUCAACAUGGGUGCCGUCCUCGGAUCCGUCAUCGCCCUCGCCAUCAACUUCAACGUCACCGAAGUCCAGUCCUUGGGCGACUCGACCUACAUUGUCUUUUUGGUCAUCAUGGGCGUCGGUACUUUGACCGCCCUCUCCCUCGCCCCUCCUUCUUCCGUCACCCACUCCAACGGCGACCACAUCAAGAUCCAAGAGUUCCCCACCUGGAUCGGCGAAAUUAAGGCUAUCUUGAUGUUGUUCCUCGAGUGGAGAAUGGUCGUCCUCAUCCCCAUGUUCUUGUCCUCUAACUGGUACUACUCCUACCACUUCUCGACGAUCAACGGACGCUACUUCUCCAUCCGCACCCAGUCCUUGAACAACAUCCUCUACUGGGCUUCCCAGAUCUUUGGAUCCUACUCUUUUGCCCGCGUCCUCGACUACCAGGGCGUCAAACGUCGCACUCGCGCUCUCUGGGGAUUGGCCAUCAUCUCGACCGCCUUUAUCGCCACCUGGAUCGGAGGCAUCUUCUUCCAGCGCACUUAUACCAUUGACAUGCCAAAGCUCAACCAUGACUUCAAGGAAGGUUCUUCCUACGUCGGACCUCUUUUCCUGUACAUGUUCUUCGGACUCAACGACGCUGCCUGGCAGACAUACAUUUACUGGAUGAUGGGCGCCAUGUCCAAUGACGCUACUGUCCUUUCCCGCUACGCCGGUUUCUACAAGUGCAUUCAGUCCUGUGGAGCUGCCAUCUCCUGGAGAAUCAACGCCGUUGGCACCCCUUACAUGACCGAGUUGAUCAUCUGCUUUGCCCUCCUUGGACUCUCUAUUCCCGGCGCUCUCUUCCUGGCCUCCAGAAUCCAGGACUACUCUGAUGAGGAUAUUGAACCCAAGAAGGACAGCCACAACUUGGAGAAGUUCUAA